Molecule: messenger RNA, 714 nt
Organism: Cooperia oncophora
Lineage: Eukaryota; Metazoa; Nematoda; Chromadorea; Rhabditida; Trichostrongylidae
Source: the annotation of a GenBank genome assembly
AUGAUCCGGCUGUUUUUACAGUUGUUCACAAUUAUAGUGGCGCUAUCGCAAGCACUACUUUAUUGGAUGUACUAUGACUGGAACUCUCCGAAACGUGGUGCUUACCGUUCCACUUGGUUUAUGCGUCAGCGUGUUCAUAACUGGUACGCGAACUAUUUCCCAGUAAGUAAGUUGCAUAAAACGGAGGAUUUGAGCCCUGAUCAGAAUUAUCUGAUUGGAAGUCACCCUCACGGAAUCAUAUCUAUGUCAGCUUUUAUUAACUUUGCCACGAAUGGGACAGGAAUUCUAGAAAAGUUUCCCGAAAUCAAAUUUCACCUCUGCACUCUAGUGGGACAAUUUUAUACUCCAUUUCGACGCGAAUGGGGCCUAUUGCACGAGAUUAUAUUAUCGAUUGACGCCGUGAAAGUGGUCUCUACGUUCUGGAACGAGCGAAAAGUAUCUUGUAUAAGCUCGAGAGCUACUUACGUGAAAGGUCAAGCUUGCGUGCUGGUAAUAGGUGGAGCUGAAGAAGCACUUGAUGCGCAUCCCGGUCAUCAUAUUCUCACAAUUAACAAACGUAAAGGAUUCAUUAAGUUAGCACUGGAAACCGGCGCCCAACUUGUGCCGUGCUACUCCUUCGGAGAAAAUGAACUAUUUGACCAGGUAAUGUACACGUUCGAUUGGGAAACGUUCUUGCCUGCUAGCUGGCUUUUUCAAACCACUUUUGGCACUUGA